Molecule: messenger RNA, 2157 nt
Organism: Vigna umbellata (rice bean)
Lineage: Eukaryota; Viridiplantae; Streptophyta; Magnoliopsida; Fabales; Fabaceae
Product: pollen-specific leucine-rich repeat extensin-like protein 1
Molecular function (GO): protein binding
Source: RefSeq, a predicted model, not a curated record
UGAGAAAUCACAGCAGAGCCUCUCGUAUGGCUUGUAACUUAACCUUCUCUUCUCCUCCUACGUACCUCUAUAAGCACUCUUCCCCUUCCAACCUAAUGCAUCAUCUCUCUCAGAAUGGCCUCCAGCUUCUUUCUCUUACUCUCCCUAUUCCUCUUCUCAUCACUAUCAUCUUUCUCCCAUGCACUUUCCGAUGUCGAAGCCUCUUUCAUUGCUCGUCGCCAAAUGAUGCAUUUGGAGGAGAAUCAGGACUUGCCCGACAACUACGUAAGUAACUACAAAACAAACCUAAAAUUCGCUCACACCAGGCUAAAAGCUGCAUACAUUGCACUCGAGGCGUGGAAAAAAGCUAUCUACUCAGACCCCUCAAAUUUCACAUCAAAUUGGUCGGGCCAAGACGUUUGCUCCUACAAUGGAGUUUUUUGUGCACAGGCUCUUGAUGACAAAAAUAUCCAAGUUGUGGCUGGGAUUGAUCUUAACCAUGCAGACAUCGCAGGUUACCUUCCCCCAGAAGUUGGUCUGUUAACUGACCUUGCACUUUUGCAUAUAAACUCCAACAGGUUUUGCGGGAUCAUCACACACAGCUUUUCCAACCUUCGGAUUCUCUAUGAGCUAGACAUCAGCAACAACCGCUUUGUUGGGCGGUUCCCUGAACACGUGCUUGAAAUUUCAGAACUCAGAUACAUUGACAUCAGGUUCAAUGACUUUGAAGGGGAAUUGCCUCCUAAGCUUUUCAAACAAAGUUUCGACGCUAUAUUUGUGAACAACAACCGCUUCUCGUCCAAUAUUCCUGAGAACAUAGGAUCAACUCCAGCCACGGUUGUGGUUAUUGCCAAUAACAAUUUCUCAGGAUGCGUGCCUUCCAGCGUCGGCGAAAUGAAGUCGCUAAACGAGUUUGUUUUGGUCAACAACAACCUCACCGGUUGCUUGCCAGAAGAAAUUGGAAAACUCGAAAAAGUUACGGUGUUUGACAUAAGCUACAACAACUUCGUUGGCGUGUUGCCGAGGAACUUCAAUGGGCUUAAGAACGUUGAGUACUUGUCCAUUUCACAUAACAAGUUUACAGGUUUUGUCCCUCGUAAUGUUUGCAGCUUGCCCCAUUUGGUGAACUUCACAUUCGCCGAUAACUAUUUCAACGGAGAGGAAGAAGGUUGCGUACCUCAAAAGAAAGAGCCUCUGUUGGAGGAUGAGAAUAAUUGCAUACCAGAUAGGCCAAAGCAAAAACAGUCAAACGUUUGUAACGAGGUGAUAAGCAAGCCUGUGGAUUGUAGCAAAAACAAGUGUGGCCAUGGGGGCUCUCCAUCUUCCGGUUCUCCAUCAACGCCGUCUAAGUCACCCUCGCCACCUAAAAGUGAGAAACAGACACCAUCACCACAGCCCAAAUCUCCACCCACCCCUUCACAACAGCAACAGCCCAGCUCUCCCCCUCCGACACCUAAGCCACAGCCACCACCUACCCCAACUCCACAACAACAACAACCCACUCCCCCCACGCCUCAACAACCCACACCCUCACCACCACCACAGGAUGAUACCCACAGCGAAUCACCCAAGAAUCGUGAAAGAACUCCACCACCUGUCCACUCUCCUCCACCACCUGUCUACUCUCCUCCACCACCUGUCCACUCCCCACCACCCCCUGUUCAAUCUCCACCCCCACCGGUUCACUCUCCUCCACCACCGGUUCACUCUCCUCCACCACCGGUUCACUCUCCUCCUCCACCGGUUCACUCUCCUCCACCACCGGUUCACUCCCCUCCCCCCCCAGUGCAUUCUCCACCACCACCCGUCCAAUCUCCUCCCCCACCCGUUCACUCUCCUCCCCCACCCGUCCAUUCUCCUCCUCCACCCGUCUUCUCUCCUCCUCCCCCAGUUUACUCUCCACCUCCACCUGUUCACUCUCCUCCUCCCCCAGUUCACUCUCCACCUCCACCUGUUCAAUCUCCUCCUCCACCAGUUUACUCUCCUCCGCCGCCUGUUCACUCUCCACCACCUCCAGUGUACUCUCCACCACCUCCAGUGUACUCUCCACCGCCACCAGUGCAGUCUCCACCACCUCCUACACCAACUCCUUCGCCUCCUAUGGAAGACGUCGUCCUUCCCCCUCACUUCGGCUCUUCUUAUGCUUCACCCCCUCCACCUACCAUUGCCGGCUACUAG